This is a messenger RNA of Procambarus clarkii (red swamp crayfish), 1306 nucleotides long. The record is from RefSeq and is a predicted model, not a curated record. NCBI's taxonomy places the organism in Eukaryota, Metazoa, Arthropoda, Malacostraca, Decapoda, Cambaridae.
ACACACACACACACCGUAGUCGUACGUGAGACAGUAAGUACUAUAGCAUAAGCGUUCGUGAAACCUCCACAUUCAUGUCUGGUGAAUUAUUUAGUAAGACCCUAUUUUUUUUUAAUUCAUAACCACUGUCUGUGGAGAGGAAAGUAUACAUAUAUAUAAUUAUAAAUAUCAUGGCCCAGUAUUUUUAUUAACACACACCCAAUGAACAAAUUUGUUUCCUUUUCUAGCCUAAUUUUAACCAGGUGUAAAUACCCUACAUCUUGCCUUGCAGACUGUUCUUUGAUUGUACAAAUGCACAAAAUUUAACCUAAUCUAUCCUGAAACUUGCUAACCCAAGCAACCCACCUAACCUAACCUACAGAUGCACAAAAAAAACGUAGAUAUUUGUGAGCCGCAGCAAAAUCUCUUCAUUUGGAACUCAAAAUAUUAACGAGUCAAACACAUCAUCGCUUUUAAUUAUAUCCAGGAAAGGUGCGAAAGGUGGCCAUUGACCUUGUCACAGGGGGCGGGAUGUCUUUCCCCAGGCAUAGCAGUGGCCCAGCUCGUUAAUAAUCCAGUUGACUUUUCAGGGUCACAGCGUCGAUUUGGUGAGGUUAUGGGCCUGGUUAUUUUCACAUCAGGGGUUAGGUUUCCACAGCAGCUGCCUGGGUUUCCACAGCAGCUGCCUGGGUUUCCACAGCAGCUGCCUGGGUUUCUACAGCAGCUGCCUGGGUUUCCACAGCAGCUGGCUAGGUUUCCACAGCAGCUGGCUAAGUUUCCACAGCAGCUGGCUAGGUUUCCACAGCAGCUGCCUGGGUUUCCACAGCAGCUGGCUAGGUUUCCACAGCAGCUGCCUGGGUUUCCACAGCAGCUGCCUGGGUUUCCACAGCAGCUGCCUGGGUUUCCACAGCAGCUGCCUGGGUUUCCACAGCAGCUGCCUGGGUUUCCACAACAGCUGGCUGGGUUUCCACAGCAGCUGCCUGGGUUUCCACAGCAACAGUCUGGGUUUCCACAGCAGCUGCCUGGGUUUCCACAGCAGCUGCCUGGGUUUCCACAGCAGCUGCCUGGGUUUCCACAGCAGCUGCCUGGGUUUCCACAGCAGCUGCCUGGGUUUCCACAGCAGCUGCCUGGGUUUCCACAGCAGCUGCCUGGGUUUCCACAACAGCUGCCUGGGUUUCCACAACAGCUGGCUGGGUUUCCACAACAGCUGCCUGGGUUUCCACAACAGCUGGCUGGGCUUCCACAGCAGCUACCUGGGUUUCCACAGCAGCUGCCUGGGUUUCCACAGCAACUGCCUGGGUUUCACAGCAAGCGCUAUAUUUACUGA